AUGGGGCGGAGGGAGUUGAAGGGGGGAGAGGAGUCGGCAAAGAUGGACGGGAUUAUUGAGGAGAAAAGUGGUAAAUCGAGAGAAACAAUGGGAAAAGUGAAUAUUUACGCGCUUGCACGCUCAGCUCCGAGGCAUCUGGCAAGGGAAGAUGCUCAAGCCGAGGCCAUUUUGCGCGACAAUCCAUCCUCCUGGUUGCACUCAAGGCUGGAAAGACCAACAAAAUGGUGUUGCAACACGCGUGACGGUGUUGUCAACGCCGGCGAAAUGGGACCGUUGACGCAAAGUGAGCGCACAAAGCGGUGGACAGUUUAG
This is a messenger RNA of Protopolystoma xenopodis, 312 nucleotides long. NCBI's taxonomy places the organism in Eukaryota, Metazoa, Platyhelminthes, Monogenea, Polystomatidea, Polystomatidae. The record is from the annotation of a GenBank genome assembly.